AUGGCUAGAAAAAAAGUCACCCUCGCCUACAUCACCAACGACGCCACGCGCCGCGCCACCCUCAAGAAGCGCCGCCGCGGCCUUCUCAAAAAGGUCAACGAACUCUCCAUCCUCUGCGGCGUCUCCGCCUGCGCCGUCGUCUAUUCCCCGCAAUCCGAUCAGCCCGAAGUCUUCCCUUCCUCGGAAGAAGCGAAGCGAAUCCUCACGGAGUUGGCCGACUUGCCGGAGAUAGAUAAGAACAAGAAAAUGGUGAACCAACGAACGUUUCUGGAGCAGCGGCUGAUGAAACUGAGCCAGCAGGCGCGUCGUCUGGAGCACGAGAACAAGGAGCUGAGCACGGCGGUUUGUCUCCGACAAUGUCUGGCGGGGCGGUCGGUGGAGAGUUUGAGCAAGGAGGAGGCGGAGGAUUUGCUGGAUUUGGUGGACAGAAAGGCGAAGGCUUUGCAGGUGAGGAUGCAUCAGUUGGGGCCGUUGAUGUUGCCGCCGGUGGUGGAUGAUGUGGAUGUGAGGGAGAUGGUUAGUUAUGAUGGGGCGGCGAUCGAGGCGAUGAGGCAGUAUGAGUGGAUUCAGGGGGGAGGUGGAGGGGUGCUGCUAGCUAACCGAUUCAUCUGA
Messenger RNA from Phalaenopsis equestris, 612 nucleotides. RefSeq names its product agamous-like MADS-box protein AGL80. Gene Ontology annotation, molecular function: RNA polymerase II cis-regulatory region sequence-specific DNA binding; protein dimerization activity; DNA-binding transcription factor activity, RNA polymerase II-specific. The transcript is spliced from 2 exons. Gene Ontology annotation, biological process: positive regulation of transcription by RNA polymerase II. Lineage: Eukaryota; Viridiplantae; Streptophyta; Magnoliopsida; Asparagales; Orchidaceae. Bases 1 to 612 code for a protein of 203 amino acids. The record is from RefSeq and is a predicted model, not a curated record.